Suillus paluster is the source of this 1580-nucleotide messenger RNA. RefSeq names its product Formyltransferase. Gene Ontology annotation, biological process: biosynthetic process; conversion of methionyl-tRNA to N-formyl-methionyl-tRNA. The coding region runs from base 168 to 1355 and encodes 395 amino acids. The transcript has 6 exons. Gene Ontology annotation, cellular component: mitochondrion. Gene Ontology annotation, molecular function: methionyl-tRNA formyltransferase activity. NCBI's taxonomy places the organism in Eukaryota, Fungi, Basidiomycota, Agaricomycetes, Boletales, Suillaceae. The record is from RefSeq and is a predicted model, not a curated record.
GAAGGUAAUAUCAACGCACGCCGACCCGAUGAGACUCGGCGGACACAAGCUUCAAGUUGCAAUGACCCAUUUUCCCUAUGUCUAACUUAGUCACGUUGUCGUUGCAGACCGCCUCGACUUCUCCAGCUGGGAUUGGUGCACGUGGAGCCCACUGAGGAUCGCAACAUAUGUACGCUCAGCCAUUUUAUCACUCUGUGCGGGUCACUUCCAAACGGAGACGCUUGUUAACAAAUUGCUCGAACGUUCUUUUUUACCGUGGUCAUGCCACAAAGAAGCCAUUCGAUAUCCUGUUCUUCGGUCGCGACGAAUUCUCUUGUAAUGUCUUCAAGAAAUUGUAUGACGCUCGAGAUGUUUGGCAGUCCAUCUCAAUCGCUACCAACCCAGACGUGAAAACUGGUCGACGGGGAUCUCAUUUAUCAAUAUCUCCGCUGAAAUUACUUGGAGAAUCUCUCGAGGUUCCAGUUCACACUAUACCACCACGAAAAGUUGACUUCAGGGGUUGGAUGGUGCGUCUCACUUUCGUUCUUGCUGAACUGGUCCCAUGUUCCACGCAGCCUCCCCCACCAUUUACGAAUAUCAACGAAGCUCACCCAUCCGUUCCUCAAACCCAUCUUCUUGUCACUGCUUCCUUCGGACGCAUUCUCCGCCCCUCGCUCCUACGUCUCUUUCCGCCAGGUCAGCGACUUAAUGUUCAUCCUAGCUUACUGCCUGCAUAUCGAGGUCCUGCACCAAUCCAGAGAGCUUUAAUGCGAGGAGAAAGAGAAACAGGUGUGUGUGUCAUUGACAUGAUGGAGAAGAAGGAAGGGAUUGAUGCGGGCAGUGUCUGGAGCUGCGAGAGCAUGGUUGUUCCAAAAAAUGCGACGUUUCCCUCACUAUCGGUGGAGCUGGCCCGGACAGGAGGAGAUGUGCUCGUCACGGUUCUUCGGGAUAUGAUGCUGGGAGAGGCCUGCAGCACCCCACAACUUCCGGUCACAUCUACUACACCACAUGCUCCUGCAAUAUCCGCUUCCGACGCGCAGGUUGAUUUCACUUCCCAAACUGCGUCGGACAUGGUCCGACUUUCUCGCGCCAUUUCACACCAGCGCCCUAUAACGACUACGAUGCCCGAUGGUCGUGCUCUUCAGCUGCAUGAUGUCAGUGUCUGUGGGAGGCAUCACGAUUUGGGUCUUGCUGAGCCUGGUUGGGCAGUGUACUCGCCGCAUACACGCACAGUGCAUAUGAGCUGUGCUGAUGGAGAAUGGCUGAGUGUUCUGAAGUUGAAGACCCAAGAUCGUGCGCUUCUAGCCGCGAAGGAAUGGUGGAAUGGGGUGAAGGGGCUAGGAUUGCUAGAUGGGGGUAUGCUGAGGCUUCGUUAGAGGGUUCUCUCAUCACGGGUCGGGAACGGUUCGCCACAGUCCCGGGUCUAUGGAUGAAUGAUUGUCAUCGAAAUUGCCUCGUGUGGAUCAUGACAUCUGGUUCAGGAUUGUAUUGAAGGCCCGACAACCCUUGAAGCUUGAAGAGUUGUGUAGGUUUGUCCAAUGAGCGUCAGCUUAAUUCUAUCACAAAAUGAAUUGCAUUUAAUGUAUCACCUGCAUGUCCAC